AUGGUCGUAAUGGUCGUAAUGGUCGUAUUCGUUGUAUUCGUCGUAAUGGUCUUGAUGGUCGGUCGUAAGGUCGUUAUCGUCGUUAUCUUCAAUUCUAAAUCUAAUAAACAAUACAAAAAAGUAAUCGUUGUAAUCGUUGUAAUCGUUGUAAUCGUUGUAAUCGUUGUAAUCGUCGUAAUCGUCUUCAUGGUCUUCAUGGUCGUUAUGGUCGUUAUGGUCGUAAUCGUCGUAAUCGUCUUAAUUGCCGCAGUGGUCGUAGUGCAAAUUAAUCGUCGUAAUGGUCUUAUUGGUCUUAACGGUCGUAAUCGUCUUGACGGUCUUAACGGUCUUAACGGUCGUUAUGGUCGUUAUGGUCGUUAUGGUCGUUAUGUUGGUUAUGUUGGUUAUGUUGGUUAUGCUCGUACUGAUCGUAUUGGUCGUUAUGGUAAUAAUCGUCGUAAUCGUCGUUAUGGUCAUAGUGGUUGUAGUGUUCGUAUUGGUCUUAUUGGACGUAUUGGUCGUUAUGUAAUUGUUGUAAUCGUCGUUAUCGUCGUAAUAAUUGUAAUGGUCGUAACGGUCGUAAUGGUCGUAAUAAUCCCAAUGUUCGUUUUAACCGUAAUCGUCGUAAUCGUCGUAGUCUUGGUAGUCGUUGUAGUCGUGCGUCCAUUCCACUGUAGCUACGGAGAGGUCCUUCACGUCAUGUUCAUGUAUCAGUAUCCAGUGUCCCGUUUCCAGUCCCGUUUUGCUUUUGAGCAUCAGUACUUUUUAAGCUCUUUGCGAUUAUCGGUUAGUCUGGCCAUUGAGUUCGCUCAAGGGGAGAAGAAACCAAAAGGGAUUCUGUCUUGGACUUUAUUGUUUGAGAUGGAGAAGCUCCAAUGUUUGAACCGGAGUGGUCUUUUGGCUGCUCUGGAUUGUGAACUAGUGAACUGCUUUUCCAGACAUACCAACAAGUCAGUAGCCUUCACUCCCUGGAAAAGGUUAUUGGAGGGUGCAAUCCCCUCACCUUGUCUUGAGUUCUUGUCUUUGUUUUCAUCGAAGGCUAAACUUAUUUAUAAAAAACCAACUGAUCACAAGUACCGUCAGGGAAAGACGUUGGAUAUUGGCUCUCCAGAUUUUGUCCUUCGGGGCCGGUCAAGAUUGUCACAGAAAGAACUGGAUAUGAGGGACGAACCCGAAGCAAAGUUAAGGUGCCUAAGUAAAUGCUAUGCUGUUCACUUGGGUGUCUCAGACACCUGUCCCGAGCAGUUUGGCAUUAAAGCAUUUCACCAAUACUUUGCCGUCAUGGUAAAUUUGAUGCCAUGCCGAGUAGGCAGGAAUGAGGGUUGUUGA
Molecule: messenger RNA, 1308 nt
Organism: Phycomyces blakesleeanus NRRL 1555(-)
Lineage: Eukaryota; Fungi; Mucoromycota; Mucoromycetes; Mucorales; Phycomycetaceae
Exons: 12
Coding region: 1-1308 (435 amino acids)
Source: RefSeq, a predicted model, not a curated record